CCUGCGGAGUGCCCCCCGCGGAGCGUGACGCAGCCGAGGCGAUGUCGGUCGGCAGCGGAGAAGAAGCGGCAGCUCGGGACCUCCAUGACGUCGAGAUGCCCCACAUGUUUGCAGGCCACCGGCGCACAGCAGACAGCCUCUCGCAGCUCACCGAGAUCAUGGUCUCCCACGGCAACGACGACGAGAGGGCCAAGAAAGUACGUGGAGCGGCGGCAGUGGUGCAGGUCGAGAGCCUCAAGCAGGGGCUCGGCGCUUCCCAGCGGCUCGGCGAGCUGCUGAUCUCCGACAGUGCAGCAGGUACGCUAGCAAUGGGCACAGCCGACGACGCCAUCGGGACCCUGAUUGAGGACUUGGACAAGUCCAUCGAUUCGGAGAGGAGCAAAAGCAAUCUGGCGGCCUCUAAGGCCUGGGCUUCCUGGGUGCAGACCUCACUACAAGGCGGCGUUGGCUGGGCGCAUCGCUGGUCGCGCAAUCUCGAG
Molecule: messenger RNA, 479 nt
Organism: Prorocentrum cordatum
Lineage: Eukaryota; Dinophyceae; Prorocentrales; Prorocentraceae
Source: the annotation of a GenBank genome assembly